UGGAGCUCGGCAUGGACGGGGCGGCUCGGAGGGGGGCCCUGGCCGCGCUGCUGCUGCUACUGCUGCUGGCCGCCUGCUGGUUAGUGCUGGGCGCCGGUGCCUCGCCGACCCCUCCCGGAGCCGCCCCGCAGCAGGACACUUGCACCUCGUGCGGCUUCCGACGGCCUCCUGAGGAGCGCGGGGCCGUGGACGGCGAUUUCCUGGAGGCCGUCAAGCGGCACAUCCUGAGCCGCCUGCAGAUGCGAGAGCGGCCCAACAUCACCCACGCUGUGCCCAAGGCGGCCAUGGUCACGGCACUGCGCAAGCUGCACGCCGGGAAGGUGCGCGACGACGGCCGCGUCGAGAUCCCCAGCCUGGACGGCCAGGCGAGCGGCGGCCCCGCGGCGCACGAGCAACUCUCCGAGAUCAUCAGCUUCGCCGAGACAGAUGACCUGGCUUCCUCUCGAGUGCGCCUCUAUUUCUUCAUUUCCAAUGAAGGGAAUCGGAACUUGUUUGUGGUUCAAGCCAACCUGUGGCUUUACUUGAAGCUGCUUCCAUAUGUCUUGGAGAAAGGCAGCAGGCGAAAAGUAAGAGUCAAAGUGUAUUUCCAAGACCCGGACACUAGCAGCAAGUGGAAUGUGGUUGAAAAGAAAGUUGAUCUCAAAAGAAGUGGCUGGCACACAUUUCCCAUGACAGAACCAAUCCAGGCUCUGUUUGAGAAAGGGGAAAGAAGACUGAACUUGGAUGUUCAGUGCGAAGGCUGCGAAGAGUAUUCAGUGCUGCCAAUUUAUGUGGACCCCGGGGACGAGUCUCACCGGCCUUUUUUAGUGGUGCAAGCCCGGUUGGCUGACAACAAGCACAGAAUCCGGAAAAGAGGCCUGGAGUGUGAUGGCAGGACCAAUUUAUGUUGCAGGCAACAGUUUUUCAUUGACUUUAGACUCAUUGGGUGGAAUGACUGGAUCAUAGCGCCACAUGGUUACAAUGGGAAUUACUGUGAAGGGAGCUGCCCGGCCUAUUUGGCUGGUGUCCCGGGCUCGGCUUCCUCUUUUCACACAGCAGUGGUGAAUCAGUACCGCAUGCGAGGGCUGAACCCAGGCACUGUGAACUCCUGUUGCAUCCCGACCAAACUUAGCUCGAUAUCCAUGCUGUACUUUGAUGAUGAAUACAACAUCGUGAAGAGGGACGUUCCCAAUAUGAUUGUGGAAGAAUGUGGUUGUGCCUGAUUUGGGGAAGGGGUGUGUUUGACAAGGGACAGGAGGUCUAGGACAUUCCUAUACAGAAAUGGAAUUAGAAGGGUGGUUUUUGCUGCAUAUUCUUCCAGGCACGGAUGCUGUUAAAAAAAAAAAAAUCACCGCAGAGAGGCAAUAGCAGCAAGGAGCAGAGAUUACAACAGCAGCAAAGAUAUGUGUAUUGUUUCACUCUGUUGUCAGGGCCGUGGCAGUUCGUGGUUCUCGGACACUAAAAUAUGCUACCACUUAUAGACUAAUGCUAUGAAGUACCUUAAUCCCACCCACACACCCAAGGACACAAAGCACACACACACACAGAGAGAGAGAGAGUGAUACACACAAACACACACGGUUGCAUGAUGCAGGUUGGAGGACAGAAGCAAGUUUAAACAAAGAAAAGAAAGGGAGUUAAAUGUCUGCCAGUGAUUAAAAAACAAUACAGUGGGCCAAUAGCCAUUUCAUCUGUCAGCCAGCCAGCCAGCCAUGUGUUUAGAAUGAAACCACUGGGAAGCACAAAAAGAGAAAACAGUCUAAUAUAUUCGCAUACGCAGGUAUUUAAGUGACCAAACGACCAACCUUCACCUCUAAGGUCUAAAAAGGGGAAGGAGUAGCAGGCUACCUGAUUUACAACAUGAUGAGCCCUUCUUCUUGAGGUUAAACAUAAUGUGUAUAUAUAUAUAUUUUUAAAGAAAUCACAAAUGGCCUAUAGCACUUCCAGAGUAGAAUAUUGCUACGAGAGAAAUAUACUUAAGCAAGUAACGUGAGCUUAAUAUAAUCACAGUUGCUGUAUUCUUCUGAAUGGUAUGUUGGCAUGAUUUCAUGCUUUUAACGGGCUAUGAGAUACUCCCAUCCUCACCCCAUGUGGGAUCGGUAUCCUGGCCGCGUCAUCUCAAAAAGGGCUUGGGUCCAUCCUGUCCCCAUUUUUUGUUCGCUGUUCAUCUCGACAGUCUUCACCUUCUCAGAACAUCGGCGACAUCAAAAGUUGCAGCUUGUGUCCCAUGUCAGGGGAAUCGGCAAGAGCACGUUUGGAGCGGCUGGGGAGGAGUAACAGGGAGAAGAGGAAAUGGAUAGCGGUGAUGAAUUAUAGCCACACAGUGGAUACAUUUCGAGGGAGUGUAUGCGGGUGUGGAAAUGCAAGGCGUUUUGUAACGGUUGAGGAACAUUGGAGAAGACUUGCGGAUGGGUGGGGGGAAACGAGAGUGGGGAGAGGUGUUUUUUGUUUGUCUGUUUAAUUAAAAAGAAAAACCCUUUCCAGAAUAUGUCAAGGAUGGCUGCAGAGCUCAACCCCCCACCCCGUGCUACAGCAUAGCACUCACAAACUGCUUGAAUGCACAUUAUUAUAGCACUUGCAGAUUUCAAUGCCUUGAAUGGUUGGGACUUGGUGGUGCACUUCUCUUUGCUCACUUAUCUCUAGGUUAAAAACAAGUGCCGCAUGAGCUAUGCAAUUUUUAAAAAAGUGUUGACCCGUACUAGAUGAAACUGGACUGAAAUGAGAUGACUUUUAAAUAUUUUUUUUAUACUUGAAAUUAAAUCUUUUGCUUCUUUUUUUUAAAAGCGAAUGAUUGCUUUUCAUGUUUGCACUGAUGUAGUUGCACGACUUAGUCAAGAGAAAACUGCCAUUUGAAGAAGAAGAAGAAAGGUUAUUUUUAUAGCAGCAAUAAUGAUGAUGAUGAUGAUGAGGAUGAACACAGUGAAAUGUAUUAUACAUAAGAUUUUGGAACCAAAGAGGCCAACAUAUUAAUUGUAAUUUUUAUCAGAUGGCAAGGUCAUCAUAUAUCUAUAUAUCAUGUAAUGAUACUGAAUA
Lacerta agilis (Sand lizard) is the source of this 3012-nucleotide messenger RNA. It is a transcript of the gene INHBB, whose product is annotated as inhibin subunit beta B. Gene Ontology annotation, molecular function: cytokine activity; growth factor activity. The transcript is spliced from 2 exons. Bases 12 to 1202 code for a protein of 396 amino acids. Lineage: Eukaryota; Metazoa; Chordata; Lepidosauria; Squamata; Lacertidae. Gene Ontology annotation, cellular component: extracellular region. Gene Ontology annotation, biological process: SMAD protein signal transduction; BMP signaling pathway. The record is from RefSeq and is a predicted model, not a curated record.